GAUAUCAAGAAUUUGCUGAACAUUUGAGCCUGGGGAGAGGGGGACUGCUGCGAGUCAGACCCGGUGUCUAUUGUACCACUAUCUGUUCGUCCGCAGUGAUGCAUUUUUAUCGGGGAUAGUCUUUAUACUUUGGGUACCUGUUUUGACUCUCCGCGAAUCCGUAUUCAUAAAUCCAUCAAGAUGCGCGAGAUCGAUUCACUCAUCUCGGAGUAUCAACAUGAAAGACACCGCCCUAGAGAAUCCGAAGCGUUGUUGAUGCUUCGGAAAGUUGCUUCGCUGGUCAAACCAAUCAUGCGACAACGGGCGUGGCGAGUAGGAACACUAUGCGAAUUUUAUCCUCAUCAGCGGAACCUCUUGGGCUUGAAUGUGAACGCUGGUCAGAAAAUCUGUUUGAGAUUACGAUAUCCCUCUGACCAGUGCCAAUUUCUACCUUUGGAACAUGUGGUGGAUACUAUGUUGCAUGAGCUCUGCCAUAUUGUGCAUGGCCCGCAUAACCGAAAUUUCCAUGCUCUCUGGAACCAGUUACGUGAUGAGCAUGAAGAGCUAGUCAUCAAGGGAUAUACUGGAGAAGGGUUCCUUUCGCAAGGCAGAAGACUAGGUGGUCGUAAGAUACCUAUGGAAGAAGCUCGCAGACAAGCUCGAGCAGCGGCAGAGCAGAGGCGGAAACUUGCCGCGGGUUCAGGGCAAAGAUUAGGCGGUGCACCGGUACUACGAGGAACAGACAUGCGCAGGGUAAUCGCUGAUGCUGCACAGCGGCGGACAGACGUGACCAGUGGUUGUGCCUCGGGCCGCGAGAAUACUAACGAUCUUGCUGAGGAGGCUUCCAAGAAUGGUUUUAGGACCAAAGCAGAAGAGGAUGAUGCCAACGAACAGGCAAUUAUGCAAGCUUAUAUUGAGUUGAUCCAGCAAGAAGAACGGGAAAGAUAUGGUCCUUCUUACAUUCCGCCGAGUCAAGGAAAUCCAGCUGGACCUCGAUCUAUUGCGUCUCCUCCCCCGGUUCCAGAGAGCAGCAGCCACCCUACUUCAUCACCAGCGCCACCACCACCCGAUCCGGCCGAUCUCAUAUCCGAUAGCCGUGCAUAUGAUCAGCCAUGGACAUGUCCUAUUUGCACGCUCGAAAAUCCACCCAACUUCCUAUGUUGUGAUGCAUGCACAGUAGAGCGACCCCGGCCGUCUAAUCCAAGGUCGGUUUCAGGGCCAGCCACCGCAACCUCUGAAGCCACAGCGCGGGGCAGAAACAAGCGGACACUGAGCGAAACUGGCAGCAAGCCAAAUCUCAAGAAUCGAACGAAGGCCGCCAAAUCGCUUGCUGAUAUAGAGAGAAACGCGCAGAAGCGCCCGUUGGGCUGGGUCUGCCAUUCCUGCGGAUCUUUUAUGGAAACAGAGUAUUGGACGUGCUCGAAUUGCGGGUUGAUGAAGCAGUCCUCAUGAUUUGAUCUAUCAUUCUCUCUUACGAUACGCGUCUUGAUAUGGAGUUUUAUACCCGUGAUGUUUGGCUUUACUAUGGCUUUUUUGUAUGGAUUUUGCUACAUGAUGAUGCACAAGAAUAUAAUAGACUUUGUUUUACAUUCUAUGUUCUUCUGACUAUUCUCC
Aspergillus glaucus CBS 516.65 is the source of this 1593-nucleotide messenger RNA. Its product is annotated as metalloendopeptidase WSS1. The record is from RefSeq and is a predicted model, not a curated record. Lineage: Eukaryota; Fungi; Ascomycota; Eurotiomycetes; Eurotiales; Aspergillaceae. The transcript has 2 exons. Bases 181 to 1431 code for a protein of 416 amino acids.